Messenger RNA from Heteronotia binoei (common prickly gecko), 3096 nucleotides. It is a transcript of the gene FAM149B1, whose product is annotated as family with sequence similarity 149 member B1. NCBI's taxonomy places the organism in Eukaryota, Metazoa, Chordata, Lepidosauria, Squamata, Gekkonidae. The transcript is spliced from 16 exons. Gene Ontology annotation, biological process: protein localization to cilium; cilium assembly. Bases 122 to 2086 code for a protein of 654 amino acids. The record is from RefSeq and is a predicted model, not a curated record.
GCCAUAGCGGCGGGGACGAGGGCAAGGCUGAGGGGGGCGGGGCGUCGCCAUGGCGGCCAGCGGCCGAGGCGGCCAGGUGGCGCCGCCGACCAGGCCUGAGAUGAAGCGCUGAGGCGGGAGGAUGAUCUCGCGAUACACGCGGAAGCCGGUACCCCCCGACGCCCUGGGGAGCCGAGGACUUACAAAGAAUACCUUAGAACAUCAUCCCCUGCCAGACUCACUCGAAGACAGUAAUCCAUCCACUGGAAGCCAAGAAGAUGUUUUAAGUGAUUCUGAAAGUGCAAAAGAAUUAAAUUACCAACCAGUCACUUCUGUGGACAAUGGAAACUUGUGGUCACCUAGUCAGAGCUUUACAGGCAAUUCCACAGAAGACAGUUCGGUCUUCUCUUGGGGCUAUGAUGAAUUUGAUAAAGCUGCUACACGGCAAGUUCAGCAGAUAUUCAGACACAUUGAUGAGCUUUUGUAUGAACAGAAACCAAGUGUCUAUGUUGAAGGCCUAGAGGAAGAGUGCCAACAAUGGACAUCAAGCUUUCCCCAUCUCAGGAUUGUGGGAAAACAAAUGGUGAGCCCCACAGAUGAAGGUUAUGGCUGGUAUUCUAGUUCAGCUUGCAACACCUCAGGUUCUUCAGACACGAGCUCAGUGCAAGAGAAAGAUCCUAGUGAGUUUAGUAUUUUGGGCAAAAAGGUUUCCCUCUCUGUAACUCCUGUUUCUAAAGAAGGUAACGUUUCAGAAUUUCCUCAGUUGUUUGUGUUGGAAAGUGAAGAAGGAGAAGAUGGAGUGAUUGUUUCAGAAGGCAUAAUGGAGGAAUAUUUAGCGUUUGACUGCAGAGAUGUGGAGGAAGAGCUGCAUGAAAGGAAAAUGGGGAUUUCACCUGACAGACGAAAAUUAGGUUUCCCUCCUAUCUCACCCUCAUACUGCAUGAGGGAUGCUGUUCUUUCUUAUGUAUUUGAUGAUGUAUGGAGCGAAGUUUUGGGCUGUAUGGAGCAGUUAAUCUGUAGACAUUGGGAAGGGUCAGUCUCAGAUGAUGAGAAGAAUAUAAUAACUGUAGAAUCGGGCAAGACAGAUUCGGGAAGCCCUUUUAUGCAGUUUGAACCACUGCCGUUGUUGUUACCUCGAAUGCCACAAACCAAGAUGCCCUCCAUCACCUCCAAUGUGUACUCAAAGCACAGAUGUGGAUGCAAAACCAAAAAGAAGAGAAAAGCACCAGAAGUAAAUCUUUCUCAAGGAAUGAACGGCAGUCCACAACGCAGUUUGAAUGGCCUGAUGGUGAUUCAUGGGCUCCCCUUGUACCAAAGGAACUUACCACUGAUGGAUAAAAUAUUAGAUUUAGAUGACAGAUUGCUUACGAGGCCAGGGUCCAGUACUGUCCUGUCAACUAGAGCCUGGCCAAAUCGUGCUUUUGAGCUCAGCACCUCUGCUCUGUCCUAUUCCGCUCAGACUGCUAGGAGGCGUAACCCACCACCACGUACCCUGCAUCCAAUCAACACCAGCUAUUCUCGUUCGGGGACUCCAAGAUCCAUGGAUGAAGUCAUCAGGGGAACACGACUCACCACUGCAAGUGAGCAGUUGUCAUCACCUUCCCCGAUGCCACUGAGCCGAAAUAAUCUCCUGCCUCCUAUUAGUUCUGUAGAUGCAGUAGAACACUUGGGAAUCCAAAAGCAAAUGAAAUCCCAGGGCAAUGCCAGCCGAGCUCGCAGUGCAAUAGCAGAUGAAAUAAAUCAUCAGCCAGUACAUGAAAAAUUUUUGUUGCCUGAUAGCUUCUCCAGACCCAACACAUCCCACGCAUUUUGGCCAGACUCACAGCAUCGCCGUUCUUGCACUAUUAUUGAUUAUGCUAAUCAUCCACGGACUAAUAAAGGAUCUGCUGGCACAGAUUCUAUUAACGUAGGAGUGAUGGGAGUCAGUUUAGGGAUGUCUAGUUCUUCCUAUAUUAAUUCUUUCCACCACCAGCCUCUUGGUCAUUUUCUUUACGAGGAUGAGGAGGACAAAGAAGAUCAUCCUCCAUUGGUAGGUCUUCAAUUGCAUGGGUCUGUGAGAACACACAGCCGAGGUGGAUCGGUCCCAAGAAGCAGACAGGGAUUGUAGCAUUUUAUGAGAAGGAGCCAUCCCUUUCCAAGACUGGGGAACAUCUACAGACAUUUUAAAAAUCAGUAUUCAACGGUAGCAAUAUCAUACCUGUUUACAGAAGAAGUCUAAAACUUUCUCUAUGGAGUCCUAUUUUUGUAGAAAUGAACUGCCAAAGACUACAGGAUUGCGUAUAAAUUUUGUUCCUGUAGAUCAAGCUGUGCUGUUCUGUGGGACUGCUCCUGUCUGUUCUAGGAAUCUACCAAACUACUAUCCAAUGCUGACAUAUUGCAAUACAAAGAAUGUCUUCCUGAGGAGCCUGAUUCCUGUAGCAGUAAUAACAGUGUACUUUUAGCACCAUUUAACUUGCCAGUAAUUGACACUGAUAGCACUAGUAAUAUUUCUAGAACAUGAUGGGGGGAAACUGCAGAAGCUGAUGUCUGAAGGUGGCCAAGAUUAAAAUCCUUAAAAAGUGUUACAUUUUGGUUAUCACCAUUCUAUACCUUCAUACUUGUUAACCCAGUGACUCAGUGAAAGAUGACUGAGGCAAAUUUGUUUACUAGAAGAAUACUUUCAACACCCAUUUUUCCUUGUUGAAAUGUUUUAAAACAAUGUGAGAAGUUUAAAAAGCAUUUGGGUAAUUGUUUCUGUGCAGCAGCCAUUUUCAGAGUUUUAGGAUUCUCUCAUUGGUGAGAGAGACAGUUUCAAGCAGAUACACUUUCUACAUUUUGUAGGAGACAAGCUCAGUGGGUCGUAUGAACUUAAAAAUACUUAGAAAAAGCAUAGCCUGCUAUGAAAUUACAUUCCACAUCUGAUGUAAGUUUAAUGUACUACUUAAAAAAAUAGUUCUAGCUCUUACUAGUCAAAGUAAGUGCCGACUGCAAAGGUAUGAGGCUAUGAAAAUUGAAAAUAGCUUUGCAUGAUCUUCUAGGUACCAUGUAAAAUUUGUAAAAGCCAGGAUGGGAAUAGUUUCUUAUUACAUUGUAAAACAGAGUAACUUUUAUAUGCAAAUAAAGAAAAUAUUUUCUAAA